Molecule: messenger RNA, 1305 nt
Organism: Paramecium pentaurelia
Lineage: Eukaryota; Ciliophora; Oligohymenophorea; Peniculida; Parameciidae
Source: the annotation of a GenBank genome assembly
AUGGAUAAUUUUGAAAAAGAAAUAGAGGUCCUUCAAAAAGAAGAGAUAUCACCAGAAUAAUUAAUAAAUUUAUUGCUUUCAGACAAUUAUAAUGAGUAUCAAGUUGGAAUAGAAAAAUUUAGGCUGUAUUUGGAUUAAUAAUAUCCAAAUUUAGAUGAGUCAAUUGUAAAAUUUGUCAAGAAAUAAUUAAUUCCAAAAAUACUAUUUUAUUUAGACAAUUCAUUCUAUAGCAAUUAAUUGGAUGCACUUAAUUAGAUAAAUUUCAUUUAAGAAAUACUUAAGAAACAUCAUUUUGAAAAUUCUUUUAUAGAAAAUGGCCUUAUUUAUACUUUAAUAAGGUUAAUUUCUUUAAAUAACAAAAAAUAUGAUUUAGAAAUUAUAAAAUUAUUUGUUUUACUACUUCAUUCAAGUCACAAUAAAUAUAGACACAAUAUUUAAGUUUAAAUAAUAGUAUUUAUCGGCACUAAAAAAGUAAUGCAAAUGAUUGAAUAUCAAUCUCAUUAGGCUAUAAAAAUUAAAUAAAUUGCUCUUCUUUGCAAUAUAAAAGACUAAAAUUACUUUAAUUAGAAAAAGAUUUUUAUUGAUGAACUUUGUUAAAUUUUGCUAAAAGAAUCCAAUUAAUCAGGACAAUUCAUAACUGCUAUUGAAUUAAUAUCUGAUAUUGUUCAUUAUGAAAAAAUUAAACUAAUAAUAAUGGAAAAAAGGGUUUUGUAACCAAUUAUUGAUGCUAUUCCAAACUGGAUAAAAUAAUAUCGAUCAGUUUUAGAUAGUACUUUAAAAAUAUGUCUAGAAUUCAUUAUGUUUAAUAAAAUUACUAAAUAACUUGUUGUAACCUCAGGCUUGUUAAAUUAUUUAGGACUAUUAAUAUAAAGCUAGUUGUAUGGAGUAAGAUCUUGUUCAAUAAAAAUAGUUAAAUAUUUAUGUAAUGAUAAAUAUAUGGUUGAAAGAUUAUAUAUAAAUUCUGUAGUUUAAAUUCUAUUGAAAUAAUAUAUAUAAACAGCAAGAUCUUAUGAAAUUCUUGAAUUAUUAGAAAUAGUAUUAGAAUUUGGAAAAGAGAUGUUUUAUAAGUAUUGUAAAGAUAUUGCUUAAGAAUUCAUAUAAGCAUUUUUAAAAUCAUUUUUAACCUUUCAAGAAUUUGAGUUGUGUAGAAGUUAAUUAACUCUAAUUACAGUUUUCAAAAAUUAAAAUUUAUUCUAUGAUGAAAUUUAAUAAUAUUUUCAUGAAAACCAAAUAAUAUAGGAAAGAAUGAGAUCUUUAGGUACUUAGUUUUUUGAUUUCUAUAAAAUAAACAAGUAAAUAUAAUGA